AUGCAAGCCCAUUUUUAAGAGAAGGAAACUCUAGCUGACAUCUUUAGUCAUAUAAAAGAUGUAGAUGAGCAAAUUUUUGGUGUCAUAUUAGAAAAAUUAAGAAAGGAAAAAGUUUAAGACAUCAUUGGAUAUCUUUCAGAUGACGGGAAUCAAAGGCAUUUAGAAUAAUAAAUUUUUGCAAAUAAAAAUAUAUAGAUUUUUGAUAUGUGGUGGAAAUUAGAUGCUGUAACGAAAAACAAGAUUAGAAUUAUAAAUAUUCUCAAAUAAAUGAAAAAUCAUGAUUUUAACAAAAAAGACUAUUCCAAAAAAAAAAAUUAGGAAACCAUACAACAUCUAAUAGAUAGCAUAAAUGAUAAUAGGCAAAUUAUAGAAUUUUUGUAAUUUUUAGUUUACCUUACAUCUAUAGAUUACACAUUAACAUAAUGUGGGUCUAAUUCAUUACAUAUAUUAGUUAAGAUGAAGGUAGACCUUAGAAACAAAAAUUUUGAAAAUAUUAAGAUAAAAAAUACUUCGUUGGUAGGAGCUAAUUUUGCUAAGUGCAAUUUUAGCGGAUCUUAAUUUAAUAAUGUAAACAUAAGUGGAAUAAAUUUUAAUUUGGCGUAGAUGAUCAAUUGUAAAUGGAAGAACAUUAAAGUCCAUGAAUUGAAUAAGUUGGAUGGUCAUAGUAGUUAUGUGAAUUCAGUCUGUUUCUCUCCUGAUGGAAAUACAUUAACUUCUGGUAGUAGAGAUAAGUCUAUCCGUCUAUGGGAUAUCAAAACAGGAUAAUAAAAAGCCAAAUUAGAUGGUCAU
Paramecium primaurelia is the source of this 789-nucleotide messenger RNA. NCBI's taxonomy places the organism in Eukaryota, Ciliophora, Oligohymenophorea, Peniculida, Parameciidae. The record is from the annotation of a GenBank genome assembly.